Messenger RNA from Pocillopora verrucosa, 432 nucleotides. The record is from RefSeq and is a predicted model, not a curated record. NCBI's taxonomy places the organism in Eukaryota, Metazoa, Cnidaria, Anthozoa, Scleractinia, Pocilloporidae.
AUGGCCAUGUCCGAUCUGCUGUAUCCGAUUUUCCUGUUUCCUCGGGAUUUAGAACGGUUACACAUCAAUAUUCAGCCUUGGUUAAUCGGCGGUCCUCUUGACCAAGUGUUGUGUAAACUGAUUCACUUCGCAAUGGACGUCUCAUCUACUAUUUCAAUUCAGAGCCUGGUUUUGAUAGCAGUGGAUCGAUUCGUAGCUGAGGUAUUUCCCAUCCGUUCCCCACUGAUCAGUUCAAAACACUGCAGGUUCUAUAUCCUCGCCACUUGGAUCAUUGCCUUGGCUGUCUGGUGCCCAAACUUGCUCGUCUAUACCCUUGUCGAGUAUCCAACGAAGCAGUACUGCAUGCCACAAUGGAAUGGCGCAUUUGAUGACUUCAAGUCCUUCCUAGACUACAAUAUAGCAUGGUGUAAACAGCUGAAAGAAGACCGCUAA